UCUUCGUCACAAACAGGAAACAAACUUGUUGGUGUGCUGAUGAAUUUGUGCCGCGGGUUUUACAACAGUUCUGAGUUUCUGUGUUUUUCUUUGUGUAGUCUUUGGUCUUUGCUGAACGAGUCUUGGUUUGUCACGUUUUCCCUGAUUCACCGACAGUUUCGAUACUUUACGUUAACAACCGCUGGUUUGUUUCACGUGGAAAUGGAUAAAGAAGAAGCGCGUCAGAGGUUAAAGGCGGCGGUGCACUACACUGUGGGUCAUCUGUGUCAGAAGAUGGGAGAGGUCCACCGAAGAGAGUUCAAUCGACAAGUUGUAGCAGCGAUAGCUGAGACAACAUUCCGACAAUGUGAUGUAUUUGCUACAGACCUGGAGGCCUUUGCAAGGCAUGCUAAAAGAAGCACCGUGACUACAGAGGAUGUAAAGCUCUUAGCCCGACGCAGCACUGCAUUGUCCAUCUACAUACAAAAUAAAAGUGAAGAACUGAACCAGCAGAGGGAAUUGAAAAAGAAGAAUACUGGGAAGAGGAAGAGCAGAGACACUGAGGAGGAAAGCAAAGAAUAAGGACAAGACACAGACAGACCUGUAGUGUCUCACUUGUGUCCAACAUUCAAAUAAACAUGAAGGCUGACUAGUACAUGACAGUAAUCUGUGUCAACAUAAGUGCCAUAAUCAGCUACAGCAGUUCUCCAAUGCACAUUUAGACUUACUUUGCACUUCUGUUCAGGGACCUAACACAAUGUCAUGUCGAGUUGUUGAAUGGUUCUGUUCUGUCACAUUUAUAAACUAACACUUGUAUUAAAA
Molecule: messenger RNA, 801 nt
Organism: Paralichthys olivaceus (Japanese flounder)
Lineage: Eukaryota; Metazoa; Chordata; Actinopteri; Pleuronectiformes; Paralichthyidae
Gene: cenps
Product: centromere protein S
Biological process (GO): replication fork processing; resolution of meiotic recombination intermediates
Cellular component (GO): FANCM-MHF complex
Molecular function (GO): protein heterodimerization activity; chromatin binding
Source: RefSeq, a predicted model, not a curated record